GUCAUGGCAUGCGCAUAAAUGGUGCGUACGAGAAAUGGGUCGAUCAUGGCGGUUUAUGUUGUAUAUUCGCGCUUUUAGAAAUGUGAUACAUUUUCACAUUUCCUAAGGAAAUUGACAGUGUGUUAGAAUUGUUUUAUAUUCUUAAUAGGGCGUUGAUGAAAGACUUUACCAAUGCUGAAACAAUUGCAGAUGGGCCUUCGUGCGUUUUUAUUACUAGCGUCAAGAGUUUGGACUUGUGUUUGUUUCUUAUUGAAGAAGCAGGUUAGAGCAGUGGUUCAGCAUCAACCAGUAAAAUAUGAAAUUUUUCCUCUGUCACCUCUUUCAAGACAUAGGCUCAGUAUAGUGAAGCGUAAGGUGUUGGUUUUAGAUUUGGACGAGACAUUGAUCCACUCACACCAUGAUGGUGUGAUGCGACAAACAGUGAAACCAGGGACACCACCAGACUUUGUUCUGAAAGUCACAAUAGAUAGGCACCCAGUCCGAUUCUUUGUGCACAAACGACCGCAUGUGGACUACUUCCUAGAUAUUGUGUCACAAUGGUAUGAGUUGGUAGUAUUUACAGCGAGCAUGGAGAUCUAUGGUGCAGCUGUAGCAGACAAACUUGACAACAAUCGUGGGAUUUUGAGGAGACGUUACUACAGGCAACAUUGCACGCCAGACCUAGGCAGUUAUACCAAGGACUUGUCAGCCAUCUGUGGGGAUCUUGCUAGCAUAUUUAUUCUGGAUAAUUCACCAGGGGCAUACAGAGCUUAUCCAGAUAAUGCUAUCCCUAUCAAGUCAUGGUUCAGUGAUCCGAUGGAUACGGCACUCCUGAACCUUUUGCCAGUAUUGGAUGCACUGCGUUUUACCCAAGAUGUUCGCAGUGUUUUAAGUCGAAAUCUUCAUCUGCAUCGGCAGUGGUAGCAGUGAAUGUUUCCAUGUGUUCAUAUAAUGUGGACAGGAUUUCAACCAGUACUGUAGUUGGUUGUUCAUUAGCUCUGCUCCUCACCCUAAGUUCUGGGUAAAGUCAUUGUGUACAGAAUUGAGUGAAACAAAACAUGUUGUACAGAACAUCGUAACAGUAACAGGCAACAGCCAGGUGUAUUGGGAUAAGUAAAAAAAUUACUUUUUGUUCUUUGUCAGAAAAACAAGUUGUAAGAGCAGGAGACAGAAGAUUUACCAUACCUUGCUGCUUUAAAAACUCUGAUAUGGAUAUGUAUUUGAAAAGUUGAAGUUCAUGGUGAAUGUGCUGUUUUGAAUUGACUGUUCCUUCCUCAGACCCUCUGAUUCCUGUUAAUUUAAGGAAGGGUUUCUCAGUUUCUAAUUCUGUUUCCAAAUGAGAAGGGUUUGUUGUGAAGCACAAACUGUCUCAAUUACCAUUGGCACAUUAUGUUAGAAUUCAAGUAUAUAGUUUUCAGUUUUUAAAUAACCAAUUAUUGUUUUCUGUAUCAGAAAACAUAGUUAUAUUAGGACUGGUUAAACAAGUCCCUGAAGUUUUUUUAACUUGUUAAUAAAACUUUAUUAUAUAUUAAAAUAGUAGUCUUAUCCUUUUGCACAUCAUGAGAUGUACUGGUGUAAUGUGUUAUGAGAAUUUACUGGGAUGCCAGUUAGACUUAGUGCUCUGUUGUGGGUUUGGUGAGAAAUUUAAUGUAAAAUAGGUUCAGCAACCAGAUUUAAAUUCUCCAGAGUUAUAAAAUAUAGUGGAAGUCUGUUAUAAUGAGAAUUCAUAACAGGAGAAAAAUUAGCACUGUAACAAAUACUUGUUAUAGGCAGUUAAGCACCUGGAAAUGUGUAUCACUCAAAAAGACAAAUGGCAUAGUUAUCUUACGAUAGAAAGUGUCUAUAAGGAAAUUAUUAGAUAUUCUGUAAUAUGUAAACUGUGUGAAUCAUAUUACCAGAUUUGAAGUUGAUACACAAAAGAAAAAAUGUCUGCAAGUUUACUAACACUGAUUAUGAACACAGUAGUGGAAAUUGUCUGUAUGGUAUUAACCAUUCAACAAACAUGGUGACUUUUUGGUGUAUAACUGACUUGCGAUUGUACUUACAGCCGAAAUAUUGAGUAUUUAUGCCUUGUGUUGUUUCUCUGUUGGAGCUCAGUUUCUUAGAGUUUUAUAAUAAGACGUGUCUCUUAUUACUAUGAAAACACAGAUCCUAGUGUCUUCUAAUGAAGAGAAGGCAAGGUAAUUACCAAGACCUACCCAUGUUUACUGUUCAAGCCAAAAAUACCGAGAAGAUUUUUGGACUGUUGGUGUGAGUACAGUGUGUGCCCAUAACUGAAUAGCAGAAUGAUAAAGUUUGGCCAGGUCUACCCAUCACUUGCCUCCCUCUCUCUUUGUUGGAGAACAAUACAUCUUGUCUCAUUGUUAUGACUAAGUGCGAAUGCACAGGGUGUUACUGCUGAGGACUGCUGCUACUCUUCCUGUGAAAAAUGAGAUGGCAUGCAUAAUGUGAUUUGCUGCUUCUUUGUGAAUAGGAGUAAUAGAAGCUGGUAGACAUGAAUUAAUCAGUGGCGAAUGUCUGGCCUGUAUUUACAUCAGACACCAGGGCACAAAGCAUACUUUAAAUGCUACACAAAUGUCCUGUGCUUUUCCACAUUCCUUAAAAAGUGUUGGAGUGGUUGGUUUGGUGAUGGUGCUGUAUUUUUCUUUAGGUGGGUUAGUCAGCACCUUUUGUGGAGAUUUUAUUUGAACUAAAUCAUGCAGCACUAUUGGCUGCACUUGGUUUUGUUCACAUGCACAAGGUAGAUCCAUGACUCUGUGGCAUGCUUACUAAGAUUUGUUCUGUGCAAACUUUGACACUCGUCCCAUAGAAGACCCAUGUAAACAGGGAAUAAGAGAAAAUGGCAUAGAGAAGCAGUAGUGUGAUAGGGUGUAACUCUCACCAUGAUGAUUCCUUUACAUGAAUGUGUGGAGUAACCAUUAUGAGACAGUGUGUACUACACGAAGCCAUGCAGAAAACUGACAUAUACCUCUGUAUGCAUCAUCUAACGAAAUUUACUUGUCCAUCCACAUGACACCAUCCAAAAGAACAGAAUAUAUUAUAUUUAAGCAUCCUGUUGCGCUCUACACGAUAAAUGAUAUAAACUCCGUCCCAAGUGCAAACAAU
Molecule: messenger RNA, 3084 nt
Organism: Cryptotermes secundus
Lineage: Eukaryota; Metazoa; Arthropoda; Insecta; Blattodea; Kalotermitidae
Gene: Dd
Product: CTD nuclear envelope phosphatase 1 homolog
Exons: 6
Coding region: 172-903 (243 amino acids)
Molecular function (GO): protein serine/threonine phosphatase activity
Source: RefSeq, a predicted model, not a curated record